Anguilla anguilla (European eel) is the source of this 1500-nucleotide messenger RNA. It is a transcript of the gene exosc4, whose product is annotated as exosome component 4. The record is from RefSeq and is a predicted model, not a curated record. Gene Ontology annotation, cellular component: nucleolus; nuclear exosome (RNase complex); cytoplasmic exosome (RNase complex). Lineage: Eukaryota; Metazoa; Chordata; Actinopteri; Anguilliformes; Anguillidae. The transcript is spliced from 3 exons. Gene Ontology annotation, biological process: poly(A)-dependent snoRNA 3'-end processing; U4 snRNA 3'-end processing; rRNA catabolic process. The coding region runs from base 207 to 944 and encodes 245 amino acids.
GCUAAUUGUUGAAAUAUGUUUGCUAUAAAAACAACAUUCCAAUAUGUAUUUAUUCUAAAAGUAUAGUUUUAUUGUUUUGUGCUCCGAAGUUAACGGCGAGUACGAAAACGACAACCGCUGUGCCGUAGGCUAUUGUAUUAUGGGUAUUGUAGUUUACAACCACACGUGCGCAUGUGAAAGUCUGACUCGUUGAUCUCAAAGCAAACAUGGCUGGCUUGGAGUUGUUGUCGGACCAAGGGUACCGACUGGACGGGAGGAAACCAUCCGAACUUCGAAAAGUGCAAGCCCGCAUGGGCGUUUUUGCACAAGCGGAUGGGUCAGCCUACAUCGAGCAGGGGAACACCAAAGCCUUGGCGGUGGUAUAUGGCCCUCACGAGGUGCGUGGUUCACGCAGUAAGACUCUGCACGACCGCGCUGUCAUCAACUGCCAGUACAGCAUGGCCACCUUCAGCACAGCAGAGAGGAAGAGGAGGCCUCACGGUGAUCGCAAGUCAAGUGAGAUGAGCCUUCACCUCAAGCAGACCUUUGAGGCAGCUGUACUGACUCAACUGUACCCUCGCUCCCAGAUUGAUAUCUACGUCAAGAUCCUGCAGUCAGAUGGGGGGAACUACAGUGCAUGUGUGAAUGCUGCUACCCUGGCGGUGAUUGAUGCAGGCAUCCCAAUGCGAGACUACGUGUGUGCGUGCAGCGCUGGCUUCGUGGAGGACACGCCCCUGGCGGACCUGUGCCACGCGGAAGAGAGCGGCGGGGGUACCUCUCUUGCCCUUGCUCUGCUUCCCCGAAGCGGCCAGAUCGCCCUCCUGCAGAUGGACGCGCGCCUGCACCAAGACCACCUGGACACGCUCAUCGAGGCAGCCAUGACAGCCUGCAAGGGUCUGAGUGAUGUGCUGGACAGCGUUGUCAGGCAGCAUCUGCAGGAGGUCUCUGUUCUGACCAGGGACUGAGGGGAAGUCUGGAGAGAGCAGGAAGAGUUAAAGCUGAGAGAGAGAACAGGGAUAAUGAGAAGGGUAUGUGUUAAGGAAAGAUAGAGAAACAAAGUGAGAGAAUGAGUGACUGCUAUGAAAGAGAAGUUUAGAUAUAAAUGUAAAGGGUAGUAAGAGCUUUUGUUUGCUCCAAUACACUUCAGAGUAAUGCCAGUGGAUAAAGAUUGUCUAGGACUAGGCACAAAGAAUACAAGGCAUUAUUUUUUAUUUUCUGUAUUUGAAACAUCAGUGAUGCACACAGUUGUUAAUGACUGGGUGACUUGCUGUGCUUGUAUUUCAUGGCUUGUUCUGGUGAGGGAUUCAGGCAGUUAUUAAUGUGAACGUAACUAGCAAAAGGGCAGAGGACCAGACCCCAACUGGAGGUUGAGUGUUGAUCAUAUAUACUACUAGUCCUGAAAAUUCUUCCUCUGUUUAACUUAUGGACACAUGCCCAUACUUGCAAGUGAAGAAGCCAAAUAUCAGGAAAUUCAUAUGAGCAUAGACUUACUCCAAAUGUUCAUUUCAAAAUGCAGCCGUG